This is a messenger RNA of Lemur catta (Ring-tailed lemur), 848 nucleotides long. RefSeq names its product myosin light chain, phosphorylatable, fast skeletal muscle (gene MYL11). Gene Ontology annotation, molecular function: calcium ion binding. The transcript is spliced from 8 exons. The record is from RefSeq and is a predicted model, not a curated record. Gene Ontology annotation, cellular component: cytoplasm. NCBI's taxonomy places the organism in Eukaryota, Metazoa, Chordata, Mammalia, Primates, Lemuridae. Gene Ontology annotation, biological process: skeletal muscle tissue development. The coding region runs from base 245 to 757 and encodes 170 amino acids.
AAAAGGGCAUAGGCGGAGGUCAAAUUGACAGACAGUGAUGUCUACUUGGGCGGUGACAGACAGCAUCCGCAGUCAAUAGAAAGAGCUCAGAAAUUCUUUAGGUCUCCCAAGAUGGUCCGGAAGGAAUGACAGCUGGGAGGAGGCGGGACAAGCUUGCGAUUAAUUUGCGUCGUCAGCCAAUGAUUGCGUUCUCCCGCUUUAACAACAGCCAGAGCCACUGCCUUGCCCCCAGGAGACAGAAGACAUGGCACCCAAGAAGGCCAAGAGAAGGGCAGCAGCAGAGGGCGGAAGCUCCAGUGUCUUCUCCAUGUUCGACCAGACUCAGAUCCAGGAGUUCAAGGAGGCCUUCACAGUAAUCGACCAGAACCGUGAUGGCAUUAUCGACAAGGAGGACCUUCGGGACACCUUUGCAGCCAUGGGCCGCCUCAAUGUGAAGAAUGAAGAGAUCGAUGCCAUGAUGAAGGAAGCCAGUGGUCCCAUCAACUUCACCGUCUUCCUGACCAUGUUCGGGGAGAAGCUCAAGGGUGCCGACCCUGAGGAUGUGAUCACUGGAGCCUUCAAAGUCCUGGACCCCGACGGGAAGGGCACCAUCAAGAAGCAGUUCCUGGAGGAGCUGCUGACCACUCAGUGUGACCGCUUCACCCCGGCGGAGAUCAAGAACAUGUGGGCGGCCUUCCCUCCCGACGUGGGCGGCAACGUAGACUACAAGAACAUCUGCUACGUCAUCACGCAUGGCGACGCCAAGGACCAGGAGUAGGAAGUCCUCCUAGGCCUCAACUGGCCAGUGCUUGCGGCCAGUCCGACCCCCACCUGACUGCCAAUAAAAUUCCGCUGGUCUUUGUUUCUUA